UAUACAUAUAUUGGGUUGAGUACUCACCUUUGGGCCAUCGCGUAUGUCACGAGCGAGAUAUCUAUCAAUCAAUAACACUCUGUGUAGAGACUACAAAGCUACCUGUAGACCGGUUGGAUGAUGUUGCUCUCACUAUCCGUAGGCCUGCUGGGCUUCUACUCGUAUCUAGUCCAUGCUAGUAUAGUGCCCGGGAAAGCUUUUGAUAGGUUCAUAAGCAUUUGGCUCGAGAAUCAGGAUUUCGCAAAAGUCGUUGCGGAUCCAGAUUUUGCGGAUUUAAAACGGUUUGGUAUCCUACAGACUCGAUAUUAUGCGCAGACCCAUCCAAGUCAGCCAAAUUACAUCGCUGCCGUAGGAGGUGAUUACUUCGGCUUGGAUCAUGAUGAAGUUGUCCGUAUCCCUUCCAAUGUCUCUACUGUCGUCGAUCUUCUUGAUGAGAAACGCAUUUCAUGGAGCGGAUAUUUUGAAGGAAACCCCGGUCCUGGUUACAUGGCAGAAGGCAGUUAUGAUAUUAAUGGGAUGUGGGAUUAUGUUAGGAAACAUAACCCUUUCGUUUCCUAUGAUUCUGUCAAUAAGAAUGGGACCAGGCUGAUGAAGCUACUCUCAUUCGAAGAUUUCAAAAAUGACCUUGCGGCCGGGACUGUCCCGCAGUUCGUGAUGAUGUCGCCAGAUAUGUUAAAUGACGGACAUAACACUACGCUAGACUACGCAACCAAGUGGGCCCAUAAGUUCCUGCUCCCCUUGUUAGUUGAAGGUAUCUUCAAGGAAAAGACCUUAAUUCAACUUACAUAUGACGAGACGGAGGAUUAUUCCGAGCCGAAUCGAAUUGUAUCCCUCUUGCUUGGCAGUGCCGUUCCGGACAGUCUUAAAGGGUCCGAAGACGACACAUUCUAUACCCACUAUUCCAUUCUCGCCACCGCCGAAAAUAAUUGGGACUUGCCGAACCUCGGAAGAUUCGACGUCGGCGCGAAUGUCUUUGAGCUUGUUGCCGGCGUGACAGGCUAUAUUAACAAGGAUCCAUCGAACAUAGCAACCCUGAAUAAUUCCGUGUCAUAUCCAGGCGCAUUGAACAGGAAUCACACCACCAGGUUAACGACUAUCCCUUCACCGAACUUGGAGCUAAUUGGAGCCGGUGGGCAGCCUGUCCUUGAUUAUAUCCGGGGACAAUGGAAGGCCAACGCGAAAGUCGACACCCCUUACGAUGGCAGCGGUAAUGUGUACGACGGGGACAACGUGCCUAUAUAUAAGCCGCAGGCACGGAAUGAUGUAAUAUAGUUGCGUUGCGUUUCCCCCUUAAUGAUCACGUUGGUCUCGUGAUAUGUCAGGUACAACGAAACCCAUUUGACCGAGAGCAGCAUUCAGAUGUUAAAUCAAAAUGAACAACAUAUAUAUCAGCAUAGGUACAUUCACAGUGAGUUACACUGUGUCAAUUUGACUUGCGUUCGGGGUUAUUGCGGCCUGGUGACACCCGGGUCUGCCGGGUCUGGUUGUGGCGGGCGCGAUCUUCAAUUAGGUAGCUGCAAAUCACCCACCG
Molecule: messenger RNA, 1531 nt
Organism: Annulohypoxylon truncatum
Lineage: Eukaryota; Fungi; Ascomycota; Sordariomycetes; Xylariales; Hypoxylaceae
Product: putative acid phosphatase Pho610
Exons: 4
Coding region: 118-1272 (384 amino acids)
Biological process (GO): phospholipid catabolic process
Molecular function (GO): hydrolase activity, acting on ester bonds
Source: RefSeq, a predicted model, not a curated record